GAACACCGCGCGGUGUGUUUUGUCUCGAAAACAUCAAUAGACAAGUUUUUUUUUUAGGAUUCUAGUUUUGGCGGUUUUUCGUGGGUGUUAUGAUUGUGGUAUUGUUACAAUAAUGUUAUUACAACUGCUUAUACUCGUUGCUUGCAUUCCAUAGACAUAUUGCAUUGUUUAAAUUUAUUUAUGCAACUACUGUUGAUGCGUGUUAUGUUAACCAAAUAUAAAACUCAACAUUGAAUAUACAAAUUCAAAUAAAGUAAUGGCAGAGAAAAUUGAAGAUUUAAAUCUACCUACUGCCCCCAUUCAACGUAUAAUUAAAGAGGUUUUACCAAGUAAUAUUAAUUUAUCUAAAGAUACAAAAUCGUCCCUGGCUAGAGCAGCAUCUGUUUUUAUUUUAUAUGUGACAUCCCAUGCUUCUCAGUUAGCUCAGAAAUCUAACCGAAAAACUAUGUUAGGUCAAGACAUUAUUGAAGCUUUAGAAAACUUGGAAUUUGAAGAAUUAGUUGACCCAGUAAAGACUUCAUUGGAUGAAUACAAGUCACAAGUAAAAAAUAAAAAAGGUAGCAAACAAAAGGGAGGAGAUGAAGAAUCUAUGGAAGUUGAGGAAGAUGAAGAACAGGAGCAAGAAGAUGUAUCAUAGGAAUAAAUAAGUUGUUGUAUUUAUGAUUAAAAAAUUAAACAUGUUUAAUUUACA
Agrilus planipennis (emerald ash borer) is the source of this 691-nucleotide messenger RNA. RefSeq names its product DNA polymerase epsilon subunit 3 (gene Chrac-14). The transcript has 2 exons. NCBI's taxonomy places the organism in Eukaryota, Metazoa, Arthropoda, Insecta, Coleoptera, Buprestidae. Gene Ontology annotation, cellular component: CHRAC; epsilon DNA polymerase complex. The coding region runs from base 257 to 637 and encodes 126 amino acids. Gene Ontology annotation, biological process: DNA damage response; heterochromatin formation; leading strand elongation. Gene Ontology annotation, molecular function: chromatin DNA binding; protein heterodimerization activity. The record is from RefSeq and is a predicted model, not a curated record.